GGGGCUGCAGCUCGGACCCACCAUUAGCACAAUGAUCCUCAGGCUGCUCCUGGCUCUCAACUUCUUCCCAUCAAUUCAAGUAGCAGAAAACAAGAUUUUGGUGAAGCAAUCACCCAUGCUUGUGGUGUACAACAAUGCUGUCAACCUUAGCUGCAAGUAUACCUACAACCUCUUUUCAAAGGAGUUCCGGGCAUCCCUUUAUAAGGGAGCGGAUAGUGCUGUGGAAGUCUGUGUUGUGAAUGGCAACUACUCCCAUCAGCUUGAGUUUCGCUCAAAAACAGGAUUCCACUGUGAUGGGAAAUUGGGCAACGAAACAGUGACAUUCUACCUCUGGAACUUGUUUGUUAACCAAACGGAUAUUUACUUCUGCAAAAUAGAAGUCAUGUAUCCUCCUCCUUACAUUGACAAUGAGAAGAGCAAUGGAACCAUUAUCCAUGUGAAAGAGAAUCAUCAUUGUCCAGCUCACCGAACUCCUGAAUCUUCUAAGCCAUUUUGGGCACUGGUGGUGGUUGUUGGAGUCUUGGCUUUGUAUAGCUUGCUGGUAACAGUGGCUCUUUUUACUUACUGGAUGAAGAGUAAGAGGAACAGGGUCCUUCAGAGCGACUACUUGAACAUGACCCCCCGGAGGCUGGGGCCCACCCGCAGGCACUACCAUCCCUAUGCUCCAUCAAGAGACUUUGCGGCCUACCGCUCCUGACAUGGACCCCUAUCCAGAAGCCAGCCGGCUGACACCUCUUCACCUG
This is a messenger RNA of Myotis lucifugus (little brown bat), 743 nucleotides long. It is a transcript of the gene CD28, whose product is annotated as CD28 molecule. Gene Ontology annotation, biological process: T cell activation; immune response; T cell receptor signaling pathway. The record is from RefSeq and is a predicted model, not a curated record. Gene Ontology annotation, cellular component: membrane; external side of plasma membrane. The transcript has 4 exons. NCBI's taxonomy places the organism in Eukaryota, Metazoa, Chordata, Mammalia, Chiroptera, Vespertilionidae. Bases 32 to 697 code for a protein of 221 amino acids.